Messenger RNA from Pocillopora meandrina, 1062 nucleotides. The record is from the annotation of a GenBank genome assembly. Lineage: Eukaryota; Metazoa; Cnidaria; Anthozoa; Scleractinia; Pocilloporidae.
AUGGCUCUCGGAGUAAAUGUUUCCUCCGAUAAUUUGGACGUUGGAGGUUUCCACAACACCACAACUUCUCCACAAGAAAAUUGCGAAAAACUAGGAGUUACCAUGAGUCCGAUACAAGUAACAAUGGUUUUAAUACAUGUUUCUACGUUGUUAAUUGCUCUAGCAGGAAACACACUUCUUAUACUUGCGUUCGUAAGAAUGAAACAAAAGAUCGCUGUCUUUAUUGCCAACAUGGCGGCCUCUGAUCUACUUGUCGGAGUUUUUCUGAUCCCUCGUUUGAUAACAAGAGAAAUCACCAGAUCCAACGCCUUCCUUGUUCACGGAUUAGGAGGACUAAUUCUCUGUAAGAUGUCCACUUUCUUGAGUGACGUAUCUCUGUCGGUAUCAACACAGAACUUGAUAUUGAUCGCCGCGGAGCGCUUCUUGGCUGUAGUAUAUCCUUUCUUGUACAAGAAAAUCACCGUGAGAACUCGCUAUGUGCUCAUUGCCGUCACAUGGAUCCUGGCCAUGACAUUGCACUCGCCCUAUUUCUACAUUUUUCGACUGAUUACACAUAAAAAACAAAAUGGCACAGGAACCUUGUUUUGUGUGCCAAGCUGGGAACCCGCCUUUAGCAAUGGAUCAGCUCAAUUACACUAUAUCACCUUUUUGUACGUUACAGUUGUAUUUAUGCCCCUCCUUGCGGUGGCAAUCUUGUGCCUUACGACGAUGAUCAAGCUUCGGAGGGUUGACAAAAUGGUGACUGGUCUGAGUGAAAAUAGAGCUCGCAGAAAAUAUGCACGUAACAAGAAUUUAAAAAGGAUGGUCACAGCUACUUUAACAGCGUUUUUAACAUGUUGGACGCUCUUUGUUGUUAUUACUUUUCUGCAGCUUUUUUCACCUACGUCAGUUCCUGAAUGCAGCGAAACGUUUCAAAUAAUUUAUUUUAUAUCUCGGGUGUUAGUAACCUCUUACUGCGCUGUUAAUCCUUGUAUUUGUUUUAUGUUCCUAAAAGUCUUUUCUCGCGAAUUGAGUGCAAUGUGCAAACGGAACCAUCAACGCGAUACAAAUGGGGGUAAAAUG